AAAAAAAUUUGAGAAACAGAACGGAAACGAUUAAUGAAAUUUGCAAAAUGGAUCUUUUUCGUCUUCCAUUGCUCAAAGAAGGGAAGAUCUGAGCUCGAAUGAUCCUGGGGAAGAAUUUCUCUUAGAUCGUUCGAUCUCAAGAGCUAGACGAUGGGAAUCUUGUUCACGAGGUUGUUCUCUAACCUGCUCGGCAACAAAGAAGCUCGUAUCCUCGUCCUCGGUCUCGACAAUGCUGGAAAAACCACCAUCCUCUAUCGGCUUCAGAUGGGGGAGGUGGUAUCCACGAUUCCAACUAUUGGAUUUAACGUCGAGACCGUACAGUACAACAAUAUCAAGUUUCAGGUCUGGGAUUUGGGUGGUCAGACAAGUAUCAGGCCAUACUGGCGGUGCUAUUUCCCAAAUACACAAGCAGUGAUCUAUGUUGUCGAUUCAAGUGAUACAGAUCGGAUUGGAGUGGCGAAAGAGGAGUUUCAUGCAAUUUUGGAGGAGGAGGAGUUGAAAGGUGCAGUGGUUCUCAUAUUCGCGAAUAAGCAGGAUCUUCCCGGGGCAAUGGAUGACGCUGCUGUGACCGAGGCCUUGGAGUUGCAUAAGAUUAAGAGUCGGCAAUGGGCCAUCUUCAAAACUUGUGCUGUCAAAGGUGAAGGCCUUUUCGACGGCUUAGACUGGUUGAGUAAUACGCUCAAGUCAGGAAGCGGCUGAAGUUUCUCUUUCAGACAUAUUCUCUCCCUCUCUCAAAAACUCCCCAAGUAACAACAGUGUUCUCUCUCCCAUGAGUUCUCUGUCAUCAAAAGAAAGCUCAUAUCUAUCAAUCAGACAUUAUCUUUUCUUAUGUCCUUUUUUGGGGAAGGGGUUAUUAUUUUGAAUCCGAUUUGUGGUCAUAAAAUGUAGCAUUCUUAACAUCAAAUCCGAACGCCACACCGACAAACAACGUUUUAUUCUCCCUUCUGUAGCAUUCUUAACAUGAUCCAUUUCUUCUUUUCUUUGCUA
This is a messenger RNA of Tarenaya hassleriana, 987 nucleotides long. Its product is annotated as ADP-ribosylation factor 1. Gene Ontology annotation, biological process: vesicle-mediated transport; intracellular protein transport. NCBI's taxonomy places the organism in Eukaryota, Viridiplantae, Streptophyta, Magnoliopsida, Brassicales, Cleomaceae. The transcript is spliced from 8 exons. Gene Ontology annotation, cellular component: cytoplasm; Golgi apparatus. The record is from RefSeq and is a predicted model, not a curated record. Gene Ontology annotation, molecular function: GTP binding; GTPase activity. The coding region runs from base 151 to 699 and encodes 182 amino acids.